This is a messenger RNA of Paramormyrops kingsleyae, 3776 nucleotides long. It is a transcript of the gene ucp1, whose product is annotated as uncoupling protein 1. NCBI's taxonomy places the organism in Eukaryota, Metazoa, Chordata, Actinopteri, Osteoglossiformes, Mormyridae. Gene Ontology annotation, biological process: transmembrane transport. The record is from RefSeq and is a predicted model, not a curated record.
GCCAAUCAGAAGUGCCGGUCAUGCUCCGUUAAUAUUGCAGCAUUAUUAUGUUGUCUUGGGGUGCUGUCAAUGCCAAUGUGCAUUGCGUUUGUCGAACUUGUCUUAUUACGUUUCAUUCUAAAUUAUGUUUGAGAACCAGGAACUCUGUUCCGGUGCUAAGUGAGGUUGGUAUCACAUUUGGUGGCCAUUCUGAGACCGUAGUUUGUGGGCGUUAGAUUCGGCUCACAUUUGUACCGAGGAUGGACAGACGUUUGCGCCACGACUCCCUACUUCGGUCAGCAGUCGUACUUUGCAGUGUAUUAUCUGUGCGGUGGGGAACUGGGAGUUCAUGUAAUCAGCCAUGUCUCCAGUUCACCUGAACUAUGCACCUUUGGACUGGAGUGAGGGUCGGGUGCAGAGUCGAACCCACAGCCCUACGCGUCCAGCUACCGAGGACCGAUCUGAACAAGGCUUGAUGCCUUCAAUGGAGAUAUUAGGCCAAACUGUUCCUUGUUGUUUUUGUCGCUGUUGUCUUUGUUGUCCGGUGUGACUUGGCAGUUCUGCUUGUACUGAAUUACUCUGGCUAGCGUCACCUGCUGCUUUAAAAAAAAAAAAAACAUUGUUGGGUGAUUAAUGACAGAAUCCUAAGUGCUCAAGUUAUUUAACCGAUGACUGACAUGCUUGCCUGCUGUUCAGGUUAUGGCCGGUUUGCUUCUAACUUGUAUUUUGUGCUCGGCCUCCGCUAAUGAACAAAAGCCUGAAGUCCUCAUGCGCACAUUUGGAAGAAUCGUGUGUUAAACAUUAAACUCAUUGAACCACAGCUAUUAACCGUAGUUAAUGGGAAGCACUUAUCACAGCAGCGUAAAUCGACCGGUAGGUUUGAGGUGAGAGUUGGCACCGUCGUGUCCUGACUGGUUCUCUUGAGUGACUUUCUGCUGCUAAAGGUCUUGCUUUUUGCCCAGAAUCAGCUUUUGUUCUGCUAAUGGUUUAGUUGUUGGAAUAACCAGCUUUUUGCUUCACUGCUUGGUAGUUUGGCCAUGUCUCCGUGUGUGACUGUGAUGAUUUUAACGUGGCACAGGACAUCCGACGCCGGUAUCUCAUUAAGGUACAAUGCAACGCAAAAACAACUCAUCUCUCCAAAGGAUAUGUGAACCGAUGUUCUUGGCUUAAUGGCACCACCUCCCCCCAUACAUUGUCGUGAUUGUCAGGAGCCGUGGACAGUUGGGUCCUGACGCAGCCACCGGAUAGGCCGCAGGGGGUCGCCAGACCACCAAGAGCUUUCCGCACAUAUUUGCGAGUGUCCUACCGGUCCAGUAGCACAUUAUGCAAUACUCAGCAGCCUGCCGUCACCUCAGCUGCCCUGGACUUCAGCCCACGGACGUCAUACCCCCCCCCCUUUCAACUUUCAAUGGCCUGCCGGCCCUCUGAUGUCACAACGUGGGACAAACACGGCAGGAUGGAAGGUCCAAUCGGCAGAGGGGGUGGGGUGAACCGGUUAGCGUUUUUGCGACAGCCGUCCGUGUCAUGACGCCACGAGGAGAACACCCGUGUUGCCACUCCUGGUUUGAGCAAUCGAGGGCGUAGAGAUGAAAUCCGUGUUUCAGCCACGAGACGUUUUCCCACAAGGAGCUCAGGGCUCUGUUGUCUUGCCCAUUUCUGAGUUUCACCUUGAGGUGCUUUCAGACUUUGUUGUCGUUAUCUUAAUUAGAUCCCUGGGUUGAUCAGUUAAUCUUUACUGUAAAUCAAGACACACAGGCCACGCCCUCAAUCCCACUCCCCACCACAAACACCUUACGGUCUAGGCCAACCUGUACACAAGAAUUUGAACUUUCAGAAUAUGAACUUUUUUCAGCUCCCGGUGUUGAAUGGAGGUUGACACACUGACAGCGAAUGAACUUUGAGUUCCCGACCCGCUGUCCCUGCCCCCUGCGUGGAGUGACGCCUUUUGGCUGUCACAAUAAAGGCGCCCAAAACAUGAACAGAACAGAGAGAGGAAAAUCUUGGAGGAGUGAGCGUGGAACACCCUGAACGCUCCAAAGCACAAACCAGUUUCCAUUCCCCUGGGGUGACAAACAGGUGAGGAUGGUUGGACUGAAGCCCUCCGAGGUACCUCCACCUUUAGGGGUUAAGAUCCUGAGUGCUGGCAUGGCUGGCUGCAUCGCCGACCUGGUCACCUUUCCCCUGGAUACCGCCAAAGUUCGGCUACAGAUCCAGGGAGAGAAGGCAGCAGCCGGGGCGGCCAAGGAUAUCCGCUACAGGGGCGUGUUCGGGACCAUCAGCACCAUGGUGCGGACCGAGGGGCCGCGCUCGCUCUACAACGGCCUGGUCGCUGGUCUGCACCGGCAGAUGGCCUUCGCUUCCAUCCGCAUCGGCUUCUAUGACAGCGUCAAGCACUUGUAUACCGGCGGGAGAGACAAUCCAGGGGUCGGGACCCGGAUCCUGGCUGGCUGUACCACUGGAGCCAUGGCAGUGUCCAUCGCGCAGCCAACAGACGUAGUCAAGGUUCGGUUCCAGGCCCAGUUAAACCUCCAGGGGGUGGAUCGCAGAUACAGCGGGGCCCUCAAGGCCUACGGCAAGAUCUUCCGGGAAGAGGGUCUGCGAGGCUUGUGGAAAGGGACUCUGCCCAACAUAACCAGAAAUGCCCUGGUUAACUGCACAGAGCUGGUCACUUACGACAUCAUCAAGGAGGCUAUUCUCAACCACAAGCUGAUGUCGGACAACCUGCCCUGUCACUUUGUGUCUGCAUUUGGGGCUGGGUUUUGCACGACGGUCAUCGCCUCCCCCGUGGAUGUGGUGAAGACGCGGUACAUGAACUCCCCGCCUGGCCAGUACACGAGCGCCAUCAACUGUGCCUGGACCAUGCUGACCAAGGAGGGGCCCACGGCCUUCUACAAAGGGUUUGUUCCCUCUUUCCUAAGAUUGGGCUCCUGGAACAUAGUGAUGUUUGUGUCCUUCGAGCAGCUGAAGAGGGCCAUGAUGGUCUCCAGAAAUAAGGCGGAGACAAGUGACUCUACACCAAAGAGGAAGGAGCCUGUAUGAAUCGCUCCACCCAUAAUCCGGUUAACCCAUGCAGAACACAUACAGAUCAUCAUCUCUCUGUCUUCCGGAGAGCGACUAGCAGAGGUGGAUACUUCAGUGUCAGGAAUGAAAAAUCCAGACCAAGAUUUUGUUUCAGCCGACCAGUUGAGUACUCAAUGAAACAAAAUCUUUUCUCGAUUUUUAACUUUCUGGACCUGAGCUACCCUCGUCUGACAACUACCUUUAGAUAGUAUAAUUACAAAAAAAGUAAUUGGUCAAUACAAGGGGACCGGAUGACUGCAUAUCCUGAAAUCCCAAAGUAAUUAGUCACCAGCUGUAAUUAGCCACGUGUGGCUAAGGUGUUUGAGCAUGAUCCAUUGCUUAAACACAUAGUUGCAUUGUGGAAAAUGUCUGAACGAGAGGAGCACUUUAAGAAAAGAGGUCUGUUCUCCCAGAUGGCAGUAGCUUUAGAUACUCGAUGAUGGACUUGGACCUCAGCUGAUACAAGGGCUUCUCUUCUCCUAUAAACAAGCUUCUGUGUGCUAAACGUACGCACUUUGUACUGUGGGGCAGGACGAUUUUUUUGACCUUCCUUGGCCGGCGAGUAUCGACAGUGACCUGGAUUCUGUUUUUUCGUAAACUCUACGCUUCUCCGACCGCGGGGUAAUUGCGGUGGAGAACCUGAAGUAAGUGAGAUAUGCACAAAGGUCUUUCCACCUGCAUCAAUGGAUAGAAGGAAUGUUUAUAUUUAUUGAAACAAAAUGCACUUAAUUUUCUUU